CUCAAAAGAAGCUCUGUGGGAACUGGGAAGAAGACGAUGGGAGGAGGAGUUAGGCCACCAUUUUUAGCUGUAAACGGCAGUUGGUUAUUUGAAAAAAAUGGACAAUCCCUGAGGACUGCAGCAUAGGGAGAACGAUGUGCCACGUUAACAUGUUCCAGUUCUGGAAACUUCAGCACCUCAUGUUUUUCUUCUAUAUGUGAAAGAGAUUAUACAUUUUAAGUGGCGGAUAUGAAGAGUGAGGUUCCUUCAGAUGCACCAGACACACAGGAAAACCUAAAAGGGGUGCUCCUUAACCCUGAACCUAUUGGAACUGCCAAAAACUUUCCAGCUGAAGUUGAGAUGAUUUCCAGCAAUGUGGGUAAAGAUUUCUCUCACUUGUGCAGUGACUCCAAUAAAUCUCAGAGGGGCUUAAACAAUAGUGAGUCUGACCAACAAAAAGGCCUAGUAGCUCGUAAAAAGAGGAAAACCCAGCAGGCUGGUCCAUCCUAUACUCAGAGCUGUGAGGUUAAGGAAGGUCAGACGUUGUUGGGACUUAGGCUAGAACCUCAAAGUGAUGAAGACAAUGAAUCAUCAUUUAGUGAUUGUGUCUCUUCACCUUCAUCCAGCUCACAUUUUGGUGAUUCUGAUACAAUGACAUCAGAUGAAGAUAAAGAUAACUCUAAGAGAUUCUCUCCUGCAGGUGUGAACAUAUCAACAAGAACUCACAGCUCAAGGGUUCAGAAAUGGCCUCGACCUCAGUCUGAAACUGUUUCUAACUUGCUGAUGAAAAGGCCCUGUUAUCAUGUGAGCACCUUGAGGAGGCCUGUGCACCGAAAAAAGUUUGUAAAAAAUGUUUCAACUCCGAGGACUCAGAAGCAAAAGGAACGGAUAUUGAUGCAGAGGAAGAAAAGGGAGGUAUUAGCUAGGCAGAAAUAUGCGUUGCUUCCAAGCUCCAGUAGUUCCAGUGAGAAUGACCUUAGCAGUGAUUCUGCCUCCAGUUCUUCCACUGAAGGAGAAGAGGACAUGUUUGUUUCUUCUGGAGAAAACCACCAAAAUGGUACCACUCUUCCUUCAGGUAGUAUUGAUGAAGAUGUUGUAGUUAUUGAAGCCUCCUCUACUCCCCAAGUUCCCAACAAUGAGGAAAUCAAUGUUACCUCGACUGACAGCGAAGUGGAGAUAGUUACAGUCGGUGAAACGUACAGAUCUCGAUCAGCUCUUGGACACACUCGAUCUCAUUGGAGCCAAAGUUCAAAUUCACAGUCUGGAAGGCAACAGGAGCAGCGGAGUCGCAGUAGGGUGUCCACAGUUAUCCAGCCUCUAAGGCAAAAUGCUACUGAAGUUGUGGAUCUCACUGUAGAUGAAGAUGAUCCAACAGUUGUGCCAACUACCUCUGGCAGAGCAGAAAACGAUCAUGUCCGUGCUGUUUGCAGUAAUACCUCUACCUCAGAGCCGGCCUCUGAUGUUGUGUCAGGCCCAUCUGGAGGCCAUGCUUCCACAGUGCCUGAGACAACCACAGUUGUUCCAAACAGCAACACUGCUGGAUCCGCAGCAGAUGAUACUAGUCGAACAAGUUCUGGUACUGCUGUGGAUGGUGGCCCUCCUGCGAUGCCUCGGCUUCCAACUUGCUGUCCCCAACACUCACCUUGUGGAGGAUCCUCACAGAAUCACCAUGCUCUGGGACAUGCACAUUCAAGCUGUUUCCAGCCUCAUAGUCACCACUUCCCUCAUCAUCACCACCACCAUCACCACAGCUCUCAUCCUGCUGUUUCGCUGUCCCCUUCCUUCACAGACCCACACUGUCCUGUGGAAAGAAAUGCCACUGUGCCACCUCCUUGUGGUGCAGCUAGCAGCUCUGGAACUAGCUAUCAUGAUCCACAAGCUUUGCCAGUCGAUUUGAGCAACAGUGGUAUAAGAGGCCAGAGUGUUAGUUUUCACAGUACUUCUGCCUUUGAUCCAUGCUGCCCAGGCGCGUCAUCACGAUCUACAGUAUACGGACAUCAGUCAUCUGUCAGCACUGCACAAACCUUGUCUAUUGAUGUCUAUGGAACUAACAUGGUAGCUCAGCCGCAACCUCCUCCCCAGACAUCUCUGUCAUCCUGCCGGCACUACAUGCAUGCUCCCUAUCCUCCUCUUACAAGACCCCUCCACCACCAAACUUCUGCUUGUCCUCACUCUCAUGCCAACCCUCCACCACAACCUCCACCUCCACCACCCCCUCAAAUGGACUAUGUCAUUGCUCAUCCAGUACAUCCCUUCCAUCCUACCCUUCCAAGUCUCUCCUCUGCACAUCCUGUCCCUCCUCCACAGCAAUCCCAUCACCUGAGCAGCCCCACAGCACCUCUUUCCCAGCAUCUGACAACAUCCCACCAUAUGUCGGCCACAGCACCUGCCACACAGAGGUUGCAUCCUCAUGAGGUCAUCCAGAGGAUGGAGGUCCAGAGGCGGCGUUUGAUGCAGCAUCCAACGCGUGCCCAUGAGCGCCCACCCCCACAUCCUCACAGAAUGCAUCCUAACUAUGGUCAUGGACAUCAUAUUCAUGUGCCUCAAACAAUGUCCUCUCAUCCUCGUCAAGCCCCUGAGCGUUCUGCUUGGGAAAUUGCAAUUGAAACUGGAGUGACUGCAGCUCCUUACCAAACUGGGCCAUUACAUCCACAUCUAGCUCACUAUCACCCUCCUCCUCGGCUUCAUCACCUGCAAAUUGGAGCUCUUCCUUUAAUGGUUCCAGACAUGGCGGGCUAUCCUCACAUCCGCUACAUUUCCUCUGGAUUGGAUGGAAGGUCAUUCAGAGUUCCUUUCAGGGGCAAUUUUGAGGAGCUAAUUCAUUUAGAAGAACGUCUUGGAAAUGUGAAUCGUGGAGCUACUCAAGGGACGAUAGAACGGUGCACUUAUCCACACAAGUAUAAAAAGGUAUCCACUGAUUGGUUCUCACAGCGGAAACUGCACGGCAAGCAAGACGAUGAGGAAGCUACUGAAGAAGACACUGAAGAAAAAUGUACUAUUUGCCUUUCUAUAUUAGAGGAGGGUGAAGAUGUCAGGAGACUUCCGUGUAUGCAUCUAUUUCAUCAAGUGUGUGUGGACCAGUGGCUGAUCACAAAUAAGAAGUGCCCUAUUUGUAGAGUGGACAUUGAAGCUCAGCUACCUACUGAGAGUUGACAAUUCACCAAUACAGCAUUAUGGCCCAUGUUCCCUCCGGUACUUCAGCCAACCAAAGAUGGCAUGACUUAACUGCACAGAUGUGGAAUCAUUAAACCUAGUGUGCUGGCUCUGCCUCAGUAUACAACUAAUGCUAUAAACUACCAUUUGUAUACAGAACAUACUUAGGUCCUUUACUGCUGGCAAGUUAAUUGUAGCAGGGAAGGGUAAACAUAUUUAAAUUGCUUUGUUUUAUUUCUUUUAUUAUUUUUUUUUGUUAGUUUUUUUACAGUUUGUUUUACUAUCUGUAUUUUGCAUGAUUCCUUGUAUUGCAUUUCUUUGCACAUAUUAUGGGCUUUGUGAACCCUUAAACUUGCAGGCAAGAUCUCGCUGCUCUAGUGAGUAGAAUUGUGAGAGUGUGCGUGCGUGUUUUACAUAGUUCCUGGCUAAAUUACAAUAACUUUAUUCAUUACUAACAGUGACGUCCUUAAUUUAAUCAAUCAUGAAUUUUUAGUUUAUAAUGUAUAAAGAUCUCUGAGGGCAAAGGAAAAUAAUGUAUGAAAACAUUCCUUUUUUUUUUUUUUUUUUUUUUCCUCCAUGGAAAGACUGUCUGCUGUAUAAAGAGUGCUGAAACAAAUAACAUUCUUUUUAAUGCUGAUUUCACAAUCCUCGGAAACUAACCUAGAAUACAUGCCACACUGUUUUGUUUUAAUACUUUUUUAUUUUUUAAAUGUGUUUUAAGUUCCCUUUAGCACAAAGCAAAUAUAUUUAAAUGUCAAUAUUAAAAAAAAAAUUUUAGUCUACUGUUCACAAAUAUUUAUUUCUUUACUGAUGUAAUAUUUUGUUUUUCUUUGCUUCUGUGAACUGCUCUUUCAAACUGUCUUCUAGCAAGUAGUCACCUGUUCUUCCUAUUUGUGAUUACAAAAAAAAAAUCAUCAAAGGAAAAGCAACAUGAAAUCUCUAGUCUUAAUAAACUUUUAUGGCAGGUAUCCAUGCAUCAAGCAAACUUUUUUCAAAGUCCGCUCAUGUUCUCCAAGGGGUUUCAGAGUUAAUAAACUUGGCUAAAUGCA
This is a messenger RNA of Bombina bombina (fire-bellied toad), 4181 nucleotides long. It is a transcript of the gene RNF111, whose product is annotated as ring finger protein 111. Gene Ontology annotation, cellular component: cytoplasm; nucleus. Bases 229 to 3132 code for a protein of 967 amino acids. Gene Ontology annotation, molecular function: SMAD binding; SUMO polymer binding; ubiquitin protein ligase activity. Gene Ontology annotation, biological process: positive regulation of DNA-templated transcription; ubiquitin-dependent protein catabolic process; positive regulation of transforming growth factor beta receptor signaling pathway. The transcript is spliced from 14 exons. NCBI's taxonomy places the organism in Eukaryota, Metazoa, Chordata, Amphibia, Anura, Bombinatoridae. The record is from RefSeq and is a predicted model, not a curated record.